AUGUACAAUGUUGUUUACGUGGCUUUUCUUGGUGCAGUCAAGAGAAUGCCGCCAAGACGACGUAGAAUUGUACAACGAGUUGAGGAAGAGGGAUCUACAUAUGGGAGUUGUGGUCAGACCCCUCCACCUCCACCUCCACCCCCACCUCCUCCUCCGCCUUAUCCACCCCAGAUGCCUGAUUUUAGGCAAUUCUGGGAAGCUGUUAUGGCUGCUGCACCUAGGGCAGCUGAGCGAGCUCCAGCUGAGGGUAGUACUCCGGCCCUAUUUCUCAGACUUCAUCCCCCUGAGUUUCAUGGAAAUGAGGGGGCCAUAGCUGCAGAUGAUUGGCUUACUUCUUACGAGGGGUUAGCCGAAACGGCUAAGUGUACCGACGAGCAGAAAGUGGAGUACGCCAGGCUUGUGUUCCGUAGCGAAGCACAACAGUGGUGGAAAUCCAAGAAACUGCAUCUUGUGACAGAAUAUGGACAGGGGGUUCCCAUUCCGUGGGAACGCUUCAAGCAAGAGUUUAAUGACCGUUUCUUCCCGCUCGCUCAAAGGCAACGAUGUGCAAAGGACUUCCUAGAGCUUAAACAGGGGUCUAUGUCGGUGGAGCAAUAUUCGGCAGAAUUUAUGAGAUUAUCAAGGUAUGCUCCCUAUCUUAAUCCUGAUGAAGGGAUCAAGGUUGAGAAGUUUCGGGGUGGCUUGGCGCCACGAAUCCUGGAGCGAGUCAUUUUUGUAAAGGUGGCUGAUUAUUCUGAGAUGGUGCAUGUUGCCACCAUGGCUGAGAUAGGGAUUAAGGCCGCAGCAGCAGAUUACAUGAGUAGGAAACGGUCCAUGUCUGCGGGGACUUCUUCUACACUACCUUUCAAGAAGCAAGCUACAAGUGGUAGUGCAGGAUCCCAGGGAAGAAAGAGCACUUAUACGAGUCAGGGUAGUGGCAAUCUUCAGAGUUGCGGCAAGUGCGGGAAGCCACAUUUGGGAGAGUGUCGACAUGGGUCAGGUGUAUGUUACAAGUGUGGCAGGCCUGGCCACUUUGCUCGAGAAUGCACCCAAGCAAGUGGAAGCAGAGGACGGGGGUCUUAG
Messenger RNA from Alnus glutinosa, 1062 nucleotides. RefSeq lists its product as uncharacterized. NCBI's taxonomy places the organism in Eukaryota, Viridiplantae, Streptophyta, Magnoliopsida, Fagales, Betulaceae. Gene Ontology annotation, molecular function: nucleic acid binding; zinc ion binding. Bases 1 to 1062 code for a protein of 353 amino acids. The transcript has a single exon. The record is from RefSeq and is a predicted model, not a curated record.